UUCCCCGGCGCAAGGAGGGAAGUUAAGAUGGCGGCGCUUGUGAGAGUCGGGUGCUGAGCAGCGGCCCUUUCCCCCCGCUGCUCUCUCUCUCUCGUGUGUUUCUCUCUCCUCGAGUGCGAGCGAGGCCCCGAGGGAGGCUCUGAAGGAGCCACCAAGCCCCCUCUCUCUCGCCCACCCGCCCACAUUCCCCAACAGAACCCAUUUCCUCCUCCUUGUGCGCCCGGCCCGCCUCCCUCGAGUCAAGGAGGAGGAGCGAGAGAGACGGAGAGGAACAUGACCUCGAUCCACUUCGUGGUGCACCCGCUCCCGGGCACCGAGGACCAGCUGAAUGACCGAUUAAGAGAAGUUUCAGAGAAGCUCAACAAAUACAACUUGAAUAGCCAUCCUCCUUUGAAUGUAUUGGAACAGGCUACUAUUAAGCAGUGUGUGGUGGGACCAAAUCAUGCUGCGUUUCUUCUUGAGGAUGGUAGAGUCUGCAGAAUUGGCUUUUUGGUUCAGCCAGACAGAUUGGAAUUGGGUAAACCUGAUAAUAAUGAUGGUUCAAAGUUGAACAGUGGCUCAGGGGCAGGAAGGACAUCCAGGCCAGGCAGAACUAGUGAAUCCCCAUGGUUUCUGUCUGGUUCUGAAACUCUGGGCAGACUGGCAGGCAACACCCUUGGAAGCCGAUGGAGCUCAGGUGUUGGAGGGAGUGGAGGUGGAUCCUCGGGUAGAUCAUCAGCAGGCGCUAGAGAUUCUCGAAGGCAAACGAGAGUUAUUCGAACGGGACGUGAUAGAGGAUCGGGACUCUUGGGUAGUCAGCCUCAGCCAGUGAUUCCAGCAUCGGUUAUUCCAGAAGAAUUGAUUUCACAGGCACAAGUUGUUUUACAAGGAAAAUCGAGAAGUGUCAUUAUAAGAGAGCUCCAGCGGACAAAUCUGGAUGUUAAUCUUGCAGUGAACAACUUGCUGAGCCGUGAUGAUGAAGAUGGAGAUGAUGGAGAUGAUACAGCCAGUGAAUCAUAUCUUCCUGGAGAGGAUCUUAUGUCUCUUCUGGAUGCUGACAUACAUUCUGCUCACCCAAGUGUCAUUAUUGAUGCUGAUGCUAUGUUUUCAGAAGAUAUUAGUUACUUUGGUUAUCCAUCCUUUCGGCGCUCAUCACUUUCCAGGCUAAGUUCGUCCCGAGUUCUCCUUCUUCCCUUAGAGAGAGACUCUGAGCUGUUGCGUGAACGUGAGUCCGUUUUACGUUUGCGUGAACGAAGGUGGCUUGAUGGGGCCUCGUUUGAUAAUGAAAGAGGCUCUACAAGCAAAGAAGGGGAGCCAAACCUUGACAAGAAGAACACACCUGUCCAAAGCCCAGUCUCUUUAGGAGAGGACUUGCAAUGGUGGCCAGAAAAGGAUGGAAUGAAAUUUAUUUCUAUUGGUGCUUUGUAUUCUGAACUAGUAGCAGUGAGCAGUAAAGGGGAACUCUAUCAGUGGAAGUGGAGUGAAUCUGAACCAUACCGGAACGCACAGAAUCCUUCAAUUCAUCAUCCACGAGCAGGGUCUUUGGGAUUAACUAAUGAGAAGAUAGUCCUCCUUUCUGCUAAUAGCAUCAGAGCAACGGUUGCGACAGAAAACAAUAAGGUAGCUACCUGGGUAGAUGAAACUCUGAGUUCUGUUGCCUCUAAACUAGAACAUACAGCACAGACUUAUUCUGAGCUUCAAGGAGAGCGCAUAGUUUCACUGCAUUGUUGUGCCCUUUAUACAUGUGCCCAGUUGGAAAAUAACUUAUACUGGUGGGGUGUAGUUCCUUUCAGCCAAAGGAAGAAGAUGCUUGAAAAGGCCAGAGCCAAAAAUAAGAAGCCUAAGUCUAGUGCUGGUAUCUCUUCAAUGCCAAAUAUCACUGUUGGUACUCAGGUAUGUUUAAGGAAUAAUCCUCUCUACCAUGCUGGAGCAGUUGCUUUUUCAAUUAGUGCUGGAAUUCCUAAAGUUGGUGUUUUAAUGGAAUCGGUUUGGAAUAUGAAUGACAGCUGUAGGUUUCAGCUCCGAUCACCAGAAAGUUUAAAGAAUAUGGAGAAAGCUAAUAAAACAACAGAAGCAAAGCCGGAAAGCAAACAGGAACCCGUGAAAACUGAAAUGGGUCCACCACCUUCUCCAGCUUCUACCUGUAGUGAUGCCUCUUCAAUAGCAAGCAGUGCAUCAAUGCCAUACAAACGGCGGCGAUCUACACCAGCUCCAAAGGAAGAGGAGAAAGUGAAUGAAGAGCAAUGGUCUCUUAGGGAAGUUGUGUUUGUAGAAGAUGUUAAAAAUGUUCCUGUUGGCAAGGUGCUGAAAGUAGAUGGGGCCUAUGUUGCAGUAAAAUUUCCAGGGACAUCAACUAAUGCAAAUUGUACAAGCAGCUCUGGUUUAGAUCCUGAUCCCUCUUCCCUUCUCCAGGAUUGCCGAUUGCUCAGAAUAGAUGAACUCCAGGUGGUAAAAACUGGUGGAACACCAAAAGUUCCAGAUUGUUUUCAGCGGACUCCUAAAAAGUUAUGUAUUCCUGAAAAAACAGAAAUCCUAGCAGUAAAUGUAGAUUCAAAAGGAGUCCAUGCGGUCUUGAAGACUGGAAACUGGGUUAGAUAUUGCAUCUUUGAUCUUGCAACAGGAAAAGCUGAACAGGAAAAUAAUUUCCCCACUAGCAGUAUUGCAUUCCUUGGACAGAAUGAGAGAAGCGUUGCCAUUUUUACUGCAGGACAGGAAUCACCAAUCAUUCUUAGAGAUGGGAAUGGAACUAUAUAUCCGAUGGCAAAAGAUUGCAUGGGUGGAAUAAGGGAUCCUGACUGGCUUGACCUUCCUCCUAUUAGCAGCCUGGGAAUGGGAGUUCAUUCCUUAACAAAUCUUCCUGCUAAUUCAACCAUCAAAAAGAAAGCUGCUAUCAUCAUAAUGGCUGUGGAGAAGCAAACCUUAAUGCAGCAUAUUCUUCGAUGUGACUAUGAGGCCUGCAGACAGUAUCUGAUGAACCUUGAGCAAGCAGUUGUGUUGGAUCAGAAUCCGCAAGUGCUGCAAACCUUCCUUGGCCACAGAUGUGAUGGAAAUCGCAAUAUUCUGCAUGCUUGUGUUUCUGUGUGCUUUCCAACCAGUAAUAAAGAAACUAAAGAAGAAGAGGAAGCAGAGCGCUCAGAAAGGAAUACAUUUGCUGAAAGGUUAUCUGCUGUUGAGGCUAUUGCAAAUGCUAUUUCAGUGGUGUCAAGUAAUGGUCCAGGAAAUCGUGCAGGGUCCUCAAGCAGCAGAAGUUUGCGAUUGAGAGAAAUGAUGAGAAGAUCUUUGAGAGCAGCAGGUUUAGGAAGACAUGAAGCUGGAGCUUCAUCAAGUGAUCAUCAGGAUCCAGUUUCUCCGCCAAGAGCUCCUCCAAGCUGGGUUCCUGAGCCCCCUGCAAUGGAUCCUGAUGGUGACAUUGAUUUUAUCCUGGCUCCUGCUGUGGGAUCUCUUACCACAGCAACAACUGGCACUGGCCAAGGGCCCAGCACCUCCACCAUUCCAGGUCCUUCUACAGAACCAUCUGUGGUGGAAUCAAAGGACAGGAAGGCAAAUGCUCACUUCAUAUUGAAACUCCUAUGUGACAGUGUCGUUUUGCAGCCUUAUCUUCGGGAGUUGCUGUCAGCCAAGGAUGCCAGAGGUAUGACGCCAUUUAUGUCCGCUGUUAGUGGCAGAGCAUAUCCUGCUGCAAUAACCAUUUUAGAAACUGCACAAAAAGUUGCCAAAGCCGAAGCAACAUCUAGUGAGAAAGAAGAAGAUGUGUUUAUGGGAAUGGUCUGUCCAGCUGGCACCAAUCCAGAUGAUUCUCCUUUGUAUGUUUUAUGUUGCAAUGAUACCUGUAGCUUUACAUGGACUGGUGCAGAGCAUAUCAAUCAGGAUAUAUUUGAAUGCCGAACAUGUGGCCUGUUGGAAUCCCUGUGCUGUUGCACAGAGUGUGCCAGAGUGUGCCAUAAAGGUCAUGAUUGCAAGCUUAAACGCACAUCUCCUACAGCAUACUGUGAUUGCUGGGAAAAAUGCAAAUGCAAAACCUUAAUUGCUGGACAAAAAUCAGCUCGCCUUGAUCUUCUUUUUCGACUGCUUACUACCACAAACCUUGUCACCUUGCCAAAUAGCAGGGGAGAGCAUCUUCUGUUGUUCUUAGUGCAGACAGUUGCACGGCAAACAGUAGAACACUGCCAAUAUCGACCACCACGAAUUAGGGAAGAUCGUAAUCGUAAAACUGCAAACCCUGAAGAUUCGGAUAUGCCUGAUCAUGAUUUGGAACCUCCACGAUUUGCACAGCUUGCCUUGGAACGUGUAUUGCAAGACUGGAAUGCACUGAAAUCUAUGAUCAUGUUUGGUUCUCAGGAGAACAAAGACCCUCUUAGUGCAAGCAGUAGGAUUGGUCAUCUUUUGCCAGAAGAACAAGUGUAUCUUAAUCAACAAAGUGGUACAAUUCGGCUGGACUGUUUUACACACUGUCUGAUCGUGAAGUGUACAGCAGACAUAUUGCUCUUAGAUACUUUGCUGGGAACUCUUGUAAAAGAAUUGCAAAACAAAUACACACCAGGUCGCAGAGAAGAAGCAAUUUCUGUCACAAUGAGAUUUUUGCGCUCCGUGGCAAGAGUUUUUGUCAUUCUUAGUGUGGAAAUGGCUUCUUCGAAAAAGAAAAAUAACUUUAUUCCACAGCCAAUUGGGAAAUGUAAACGUGUAUUCCAAGCUUUGCUACCUUAUGCUGUGGAAGAAUUGUGCAAUGUAGCAGAAUCGCUCAUUAUUCCAGUCAGAAUGGGCAUCGCACGCCCGACAGCACCUUUCACAUUGGCAAGCACUAGCAUAGAUGCAAUGCAAGGGAGCGAAGAACUGUUCUCGGUUGAACCAUUGCCUCCACGGCCAUCGUCAGAUCAGUCCAGCAGUUCCAGUCAGUCUCAGUCUUCCUAUAUCAUUAGAAACCCACAGCAAAGGCGGAUCAGUCAGUCUCAGCCUGUUCGUGGCAGGGAUGAGGAACAAGAUGACAUUGUGUCAGCAGAUGUGGAAGAGGUUGAAGUAGUUGAGGGGGUGGCUGGAGAGGAGGACCAUCAUGAUGAACAAGAAGAACAUGGCGAGGAAAAUGCUGAAGCAGAAGGACAGCACGAUGAGCAUGAUGAAGAUGGUAGUGAUAUGGAGUUGGAUCUACUAGCAGCAGCAGAAACUGAGAGUGAUAGUGAGAGCAACCACAGCAAUCAGGACAAUGCUAGUGGGCGCAGAAGUGUCGUCACAGCAGCUACAGCAGGAUCAGAAGCAGGCGCUAGCAGUGUUCCUGCAUUUUUCUCUGAGGAUGAUUCUCAGUCAAAUGACACCAGCGAUUCUGAUAGUAGUAGCAGCCAAAGUGAUGAUAUUGAGCAGGAGACGUUUAUGCUAGAUGAGCCUCUGGAGCGAACAACAAGCAGCUCUCAUGCAAAUGGUGCUGCCCAGGCGCCCCGCUCAAUGCAGUGGGCUGUGCGCAACACCCAGAAUCAGAGGACAACUAGCACUGCGCCAUCCAGUACCUCUGCUCCAGCAGCAAGUUCAGCAGGCUUGAUUUACAUUGAUCCAUCCAACCUGCGUCGGAGUGGUACCAUCAGCACAAGUGCAGCUGCGGCUGCUGCUGCUCUCGAGGCCAGCAAUGCUAGCAGCUAUUUAACAUCAGCAAGCAGCUUGGCAAGGGCAUACAGCAUUGUGAUCCGACAGAUAUCAGAUUUAAUGGGCCUGAUCCCCAAGUACAAUCACUUGGUAUACUCUCAGAUCCCAGCUGCAGUGAAGCUAACAUACCAGGAUGCAGUAAAUCUCCAGAACUAUGUUGAAGAAAAACUUAUUCCUACGUGGAAUUGGAUGGUGAGUAUUAUGGACUCCACUGAAGCCCAGCUCCGUUAUGGGUCUGCGCUUGCAUCGGCUGGAGACCCAGGGCACCCAAACCAUCCCUUGCAUGCAUCACAGAACUCAACCCGAAGGGAAAGGAUGACGGCACGCGAGGAAGCUAGCCUAAGGACUUUGGAGGGGAGAAGGCGUGCUACAUUGCUCAGUGCUCGACAGGGCAUGAUGUCUGCAAGGGGGGACUUCUUGAACUAUGCCCUCUCCUUGAUGCGUUCACACAAUGAUGAGCAUUCUGAUGUUCUCCCAGUUCUCGAUGUCUGCUCAUUGAAACAUGUAGCAUAUGUUUUUCAAGCUCUCAUCUAUUGGAUUAAAGCAAUGAACCAACAGACUACAUUGGACACACCUCAGUUAGAGCGGAAAAGGACUCGAGAACUUCUGGAACUUGGCCUUGACAAUGAGGAUUCAGAACAUGAAAAUGAUGAUGACACAAAUCAAAGCACUACACUCAAUGACAAGGAUGAUGAUUCCCUCCCAGCAGAGACAGGCCAAAAUCACCCAUUCUUCCGACGAUCAGACUCCAUGACGUUUCUCGGCUGUAUCCCUCCCAAUCCUUUUGAAGUUCCUCUAGCAGAAGCCAUUCCCUUGGCAGACCAGCCACAUUUGUUACAGCCAAAUGCUAGAAAAGAAGAUCUGUUUGGACGUCCAAGUCAAGGUCUAUAUUCAUCCUCUGCCAAUAGCGGGAAGUGCUUAAUGGAAGUGACCAUGGAUAGAAACUGUCUUGAGGUUCUUCCAACCAAAAUGUCAUAUGCAGCCAAUUUAAAAAACGUUAUGAGCAUGCAGAAUCGGCAGAAAAAGGAAGAAGAACAAAAUGUGCCUUCAGAGGAAUCUGAGAGUUCAAAGCCAGGCCCAUCAGCUCAUGAUCUUGCGGCACAGUUAAAAAGCAGUUUAUUGGCAGAGAUUGGGCUAACAGAGAGUGAAGGUCCACCGCUAACAUCUUUCAGGCCACAGUGUAGUUUCAUGGGAAUGGUUAUUUCUCAUGACAUGCUUCUUGGACGUUGGCGACUCUCCCUAGAACUAUUUGGAAGGGUGUUUAUGGAAGAUGUAGGAGCCGAACCUGGAUCGAUCUUGACUGAAUUAGGAGGGUUCGAAGUAAAGGAGUCUAAAUUCCGCCGAGAGAUGGAAAAAUUAAGAAACCAGCAGUCUAGAGAUUUAACAUUAGAGGUUGAUCGGGAUAGAGAUCUUCUAAUUCAGCAAACAAUGAGACAGCUGAACAAUCACUUUGGGCGCAGAUGUGCUACAACUCCAAUGGCUGUCCAUAGAGUAAAGGUCACAUUUAAAGAUGAACCAGGAGAAGGCAGUGGUGUAGCACGAAGUUUUUAUACCGCUAUUGCACAAGCUUUCUUAUCAAAUGAGAAACUGCCAAAUCUAGAUUGUAUUCAGAAUGCCAACAAGGGGACACAUACAAGUCUGAUGCAAAGACUACGGAACAGAGGAGAGAGAGAUCGGGAAAGAGAACGUGAGAGAGAAAUGAGGAGAAACAGCAGUGGUUUGCGAACUGGUUCUCGAAGAGACAGGGAUAGGGACUUUAGAAGGCAACUCUCCAUUGACACAAGGCCUUUUCGACCUGCCUCAGAAGGGAAUCCUAGUGAUGACCCUGAUCCUCUUCCAGCACAUCGACAGGCCUUGGGUGAAAGGCUUUAUCCUCGUGUACAAGCUAUGCAACCUGCAUUUGCAAGCAAAAUCACAGGCAUGCUACUGGAAUUGUCUCCUGCUCAGCUGCUUCUGUUGUUAGCUAGUGAAGACUCACUCCGUGCAAGAGUGGAUGAGGCUAUGGAACUUAUCAUUGCACAUGGAAGGGAGAACGGGGCCGAUAGCAUCUUAGACCUUGGUUUGUUGGAUUCCUCAGAUAAAGUACAAGAAAAUAGAAAACGGCAUGGUUCCAGUCGCAGCGUUGUGGAUAUGGAGUUAGAUGACACAGAUGAUGGUGAUGAUAAUGCACCACUGUUCUAUCAACCUGGGAAGCGUGGUUUUUAUACACCAAGGCCUGGCAAGAACACAGAAGCCAGGCUAAAUUGUUUCAGAAAUAUUGGCAGAAUUCUAGGGUUGUGUUUGCUGCAGAAUGAACUUUGUCCCAUCACAUUAAAUCGGCAUGUAAUCAAAGUUCUUCUUGGUAGAAAGGUUAACUGGCACGAUUUUGCUUUUUUUGAUCCGGUCAUGUACGAGAGUUUGCGGCAACUUAUCCUCGCUUCCCAAAGUACAGAUGCUGAUGCUGUUUUUGCAGCGAUGGACUUAGCAUUUGCAAUAGACCUAUGCAAAGAGGAAGGUGGAGGACAGGUUGAGCUUAUUUCCAAUGGUGUAAAUAUACCAGUCACUCCUCAGAAUGUUUAUGAAUACGUCCGAAAAUAUGCAGAACAUAGAAUGUUGGUAGUUGCAGAACAGCCACUACAUGCAAUGAGGAAAGGUCUGCUGGAUGUUCUUCCAAAGAAUUCAUUAGAAGACUUGACAGCAGAAGAUUUCAGGCUUUUAGUAAAUGGUUGUGGUGAAGUAAAUGUGCAAAUGCUAAUCAGCUUUACUUCUUUCAAUGAUGAAUCAGGAGAAAAUGCUGAGAAGCUUUUACAGUUUAAACGCUGGUUUUGGUCCAUAGUUGAGAAGAUGAGUAUGACUGAAAGGCAAGAUCUAGUUUACUUCUGGACCUCCAGCCCAUCCUUGCCUGCAAGUGAAGAGGGAUUUCAGCCCAUGCCAUCCAUUACAAUCAGGCCACCAGAUGACCAGCACCUUCCUACAGCGAACACAUGUAUUUCUCGCCUUUAUGUUCCACUUUAUUCUUCUAAGCAGAUUCUCAAACAGAAAUUGCUACUCGCCAUUAAGACCAAAAAUUUUGGUUUUGUGUAGAGUAUAAUAUGUGCAUUGCUGUGUAAUUAUUAGUAGCUAGUUUUUUGUAGAUUUUUCCAUUUGUCUAUAAAAGUUUAUGAAAGUCAAUGCUGUCAUACUCCCCCUGCUGGUAGUGCAAUGACUAAAUGCAACAUUCCUGUAUUAAGUUUGCAGCUCAAGAGGCAAAGAAGAACUAGCAGUGUCGGACUGUAACCAUUUGCUAGUUGUUUACUUCUUGGCCAGAUCCCAGCCAAAGAUGACAGCAGAACAAAAUACACUGUGAUGUAGCUUUUUGUGGAGGGGGAAAAACAUGUAAAAUGUUCUUUAAAAAUUUCACUGCUGCCUUUGUGGAAGGCAUUUCAGCAAAGGUUCUUGUUACAGAGGGAAUAGGGAAUUACAAAAUAAAAGAUGAAGUAUGUUCUGUGUUUUAUUUUAACCUUUUUUAAAAAAGAAGAUGAAAUAGUGUUUAAUUUUGUGGUUGGCUGCAGUUGUGCAUCAUGUAUAUUGAACUUGCCAGUUAGACCUAAGGGUUGAAAUCGUUCACGUUUGCUUAAAAAAACCACUGCCGUUGCAAAUCUGUUUGCAUUGGACUCUGGCACACUAAUUACCACCACUAAUGUUUUGCAUGUAAUCUGUAUAACUUAGUGAGGAAUUUUUUUUGUACAUAAGAAGGAAGCCAAUGUACAGUAUUUAAUCGUUCACAAUCAACAUUUUUGUAUCCCUCUUUCCUUGAGCAGUCAGUCAGGAGGUUGUUCCAUCUCCAAGUCAAACCUGGACACUUUCUGCAGUGUCUGAAGCUGUUUUAAAAAUUCAGCCUAGGCACUACCUGGUAACUGUAAAAUGUUUAUAAGAUCAUGAUUAUUUGAAGGUACAUUUUGGAGAAAAAAUUUAUGUUCGUGAGCAGCUUAACUACUUUUGUAUCUAGUCUUUUUUAAGUAUCUUGUUACAGUUUUUAAUAAAUUACAGACAAAGUACAAAGUCAUACUGAAGAAACAUUAGUUUUUAUUUAUGUAGCUUGUAUAUUAUUUUUUAGUUAUCACCGCACACCGCAAUUGUACACAGAUCAUUCUAAAUUUCAUAGGUGGAUAAAAACCCUCCUCUUUUCAUUCAAACCAGAAGCAGUUCAGCCCACAUUUUACAGUUAGCAGAGAGCUGUUAGUUGCCUGGGCCCAGCAAAAACCUGCUUGUUUUCAACCAACUGUGGAUAGAGGACAGUGUACUUUGUUCCAUCAGCACACAAAAAAAUUGCCAAAACGAAUUGUGCUCUAAUGAAUAGAGUGCUUGUUUGCGAGGGGAAUGCAGGAGGUUGGUUCUUUAUCUUAGAGUGUCCUCCUAAUUUCAGUAUGUUAGAGUCCCAUUUUGUUGAACACCAAAGUGUAUGAAAUGGGAGUGCAUUUUUAUGUUCUCUGUUGGCCAUCUCACCGUAGUGCUUAAUCAGGAAAUCUUCAGCGAUGACUAGUUAUCCUACACUUUUCCCAAGUCCUUUGGGUUUUGGCAAUGAGGGAAAUAGCACACGACUGAGAACUUGCCUGAAUUUCUCCAAAGUGGGCAUUGCCUCCCAUACCCUCUUUGCCAACAAACUUUUGAGCCUCUUUCUGCCUUACCUUCAAAAUAGAAUGUCCCACUUCUGUAGGACAUCCUAGAUCCCUGGCACUUGUUGGAGAGCUCUCUGGAAUGCAACUUGGAUUUACAUGUAGUAAAGACUCUGAAAAUGCUUCUCUUAAAAUUGCCUGUGCCAGUCUUGUAUAGUUUUAAAAAAUGUAGGUGCUUUCUAAAAACUAGGAUUUUUUUCUGCAUGUUUUGAUGAAAUAUUUGCCCCCCAUGACAGCCCUUCUAGGGAUAAGAAUGAUGUUCUUCUCAUGAUGUAUUCAAUGGAUGUUGAAUUUUCGAUUCUUUUUCCUGAAUCUGCUACUUGAUUAUGGCAAGUUUCUUGAUGUCUCUGAGCCUCUUACUCACAUUCUGUAAAAUAAUGAUCACUACCUACCUCACAGAGGUGUUGAGGCUUAAUAAUGUUAAUCUUUGCCAGCACCCUCUUAUGAAAGGCUGUGUACAUUGUAAAGUUUUGUUUUAUAUAUAUAACCUGUGUAUAUAUAGCAUAUCCAUAUGUUAUAUGUAUAAUUCUGUAUAUAACAUAGCUGUUUUACAACAAUCACAGCUGGAUAAAUGACACGGUUAUUAAACCCUACAUAGCAGCUGACUAAUAUAUACACCCAUUUAUAUACAUAUAUAUACACACAUAUGUAGACAUUUUGCUGAUACUCUAAUUGAAGGGGAAAGUUACAAUGAUUUAUGCUGUCAUUGACUCAAGAUGUAUUAUAUAAAUAGCUUUUUCUUUGUAUAUUUGAACACUAUCAAGCUUUUAAUAAGAAAUGUUUAUUAAAAUUGUACACCGCA
Anolis carolinensis (green anole) is the source of this 11043-nucleotide messenger RNA. It is a transcript of the gene ubr5, whose product is annotated as ubiquitin protein ligase E3 component n-recognin 5. NCBI's taxonomy places the organism in Eukaryota, Metazoa, Chordata, Lepidosauria, Squamata, Anolidae. The record is from RefSeq and is a predicted model, not a curated record. The coding region runs from base 274 to 8670 and encodes 2798 amino acids. Gene Ontology annotation, molecular function: RNA binding; ubiquitin-ubiquitin ligase activity; ubiquitin binding. The transcript is spliced from 59 exons. Gene Ontology annotation, cellular component: nucleus; cytoplasm. Gene Ontology annotation, biological process: protein polyubiquitination; positive regulation of canonical Wnt signaling pathway.